AUGAAGGUUGCUGAGAAAGCAACGGAUCGAACCGCAUACGUGCACAUCUAUGUAGAGGGCAAAAUGGAACCAGUUGGUGAAUAUGGAGAAUAUGUCGAUCCAGCAGACAACGCCAUUUGCUGUUACGUUCCUCUCGAAAAAGGACAAGUGAUCAGGAUCGGUGGGAAGUUCUCAGGCACUACCCUAGCAAUCGCCUACGACACUCUAGUGGACGGAGUAUGUCGCAAAACUACUUCAUCGGCUGCUAAGACGGUCCAUUGUCAGAAGAACAAAAAGCUCGACGCCGCAACUUUUCUGCAUAAGGCUCAAAGCGGUACAGUUGAUGCAAAGAUGAUCGUCGCACCCCUCGCAAAUUACAAAUUGUCGCAAUGGCAAGAGACGGAGACCAUUGGAACAAUGGAACUACGUCUUUACAUCACUCGACAGCUUGGUGUCACUCACAGGGUCAAGAAUAUGAACAUGUAUUACAUUGCGGACACUCGAUUUGCAGAUACCACCGAAACGAGUGUGUUAUACAACCAGAUUGCCCCAAGUUUCCAAAUGGCGUUCGAACAAGAUACGGUGGUUUUGGACGGACAGAAAGCAUUGCGUGAGCAACGCAAGAUGGACUCAGUUCGCCCAGGGAAUGAGGCCUGGGCAAUCUUCCGAUUCCAUUAUCGCUGUCUAAAUGCAAUCACCAAGCAUGGUUUUCAGAUGAACUUCGACCCAAGGAGAAAGGAAUCUGAGUGUCGCAACCUUGUGCUUGAUCCCGUGCCUCCCCUUGUUCCUGGUGGCAAGGCUCCUAAAGAUGAUUGGGACACAUUGACACUAUGCUCCUCCCCUACGCCUUCUGAGGCACCUCUCACUCCGAUCAAAAGCUUUCACAAAGGGUCAACUAUUGAGCUAAGAUCGAACACGGAACUUGCAUUUGGCAUAGACACUGUAGCCUUGCAAGACCAAAACAUUAGCAAAGAGCUAGAGAAGAACGAGGAUGGGUAUAGCGUCAUAUCCGUGGUCGCUGCCGAUGGCGACAGAGUCAAUGGCCCUCAAUUAACCAAACCACCGGCUCGCAAUGCCGACUUGUCCGGUCUAGACCAAACAACGACAGAGUUCACCAAAAUCUCAAGUCAAAGCCAAAGCACUGGCAGCGACACGGUCAUGGUGGCUAUGCCCAAUCUGAAGACUAAUGAUGCUUUGUGCAAGUCAAAGGAAACCAAUCUGCGGACAUCUACUGUGAGGCCCAUGAACGACACUACAGUUAUGAUCGAGACUUCCAUCCAGGAUACUAUCAAAUCAAAUUUGCAGCCAUUCUCCAAGUCGACUAAACAACCUAAUAUUAACCCUACACUUGGUGCUAUAGACACCAUCACGACCAUGCAGAAGGCGAUGUACGCGCUUUCAACGCCCAUCAUUCCGGCCAAGCGCCCCGCUCCCAUAUAUACCCCUUGCACAGUCGAAUCCAAGCGCACAGAUUUCCGCACCGAGCACCCCAAAGUUACACAGGUCGGAACGCCAGGUGGCUCUGCCAGCCCGAAGCCCCUGUCCAUCGAACGCCAGAUGACUGAGCAACGCAAAAAGCUCCAAAGCCUGCGUAAGAAACGCGCGGAAAUGGCUGAGAAGCAGAGAAUAAUCGAUAUGCAAAUGGAACCGUACAAGAAACGCAUGGCGGAAGAGCUGGAGCGUCUAAAUGCGGAUAUGAUGGACGAGGAAUUGGCUUUCACAGAAGAACACGAUCAUUUUGCUGCUAGUUUGGAGAUGUUGAAGGAGUUCAAGCAGGCUGAAAGUGGCAAAUAA
This is a messenger RNA of Plenodomus lingam JN3, 1773 nucleotides long. RefSeq lists its product as uncharacterized. The record is from RefSeq and is a predicted model, not a curated record. Lineage: Eukaryota; Fungi; Ascomycota; Dothideomycetes; Pleosporales; Leptosphaeriaceae.